AUGAGAGAUUAUUCAUUUAGAAUUGGAAACGCAUUCAACGUUUUGCGCAACCAUCUUCCAAAACAAUUAAGAGAUCGUAAACCUUCAAAAGCUGAGACUUUGAAAUCGGCGACGCAAUAUAUUUUGCAUUUGUUGCAAAUACUCGACGCGGAAUUGAACGGUGAAUCAGGAAAUAUAAUAAAACAACAUGUUGCUAACAGCUUCACUGUUUCAACCAAUAACGUUGGAUAUCAAAAAGGUGUUUGGAAUCCCCCAGAAUGUAUGCACGCUUGUGACUCUCAUCAACCUAUGAACCGAAUAUUAUAA
Molecule: messenger RNA, 306 nt
Organism: Caenorhabditis briggsae
Lineage: Eukaryota; Metazoa; Nematoda; Chromadorea; Rhabditida; Rhabditidae
Exons: 2
Coding region: 1-306 (101 amino acids)
Biological process (GO): regulation of transcription by RNA polymerase II; developmental process
Molecular function (GO): protein dimerization activity; DNA-binding transcription factor activity, RNA polymerase II-specific; RNA polymerase II transcription regulatory region sequence-specific DNA binding
Source: RefSeq, a predicted model, not a curated record